Messenger RNA from Physella acuta, 2011 nucleotides. Its product is annotated as dehydrogenase/reductase SDR family member 7-like. The record is from RefSeq and is a predicted model, not a curated record. Gene Ontology annotation, molecular function: oxidoreductase activity. NCBI's taxonomy places the organism in Eukaryota, Metazoa, Mollusca, Gastropoda, Physidae.
GCUACCGCGCGGAAUCCCCUACUGGGGUAAACAUAGAUAACAAAUUAAACCGAAAAAAAAAAACUAUAAAUAUUUUCCGACCUCUCAGAACUUAAGGGAAAAGAAACAACUUUCUGCUACACUUAAAUAAAGACCAGGUCUCAAGUCCAACUAACUUUCAAAUCUUUGAAAACUAUUUCAUACAAGAACACACAUUGAAGGGAGACAACAUGUGGGCUCUGACUCUUGACGUCGGCCUAGCCGUAGUUCUGGUCCUUGCUGUGGUCCUACUCUACAUCUUUUACUACGCCGAUGCCGAUCUGGUGCUGCUCUACAAGGAUCGCUUUGGGAAGCGUCCAGAGAGCCUGCAGGGAGAUGUGGUGUGGAUAACCGGAGCCUCGAGCGGGAUUGGAGAGUACACGGCCUACCAUUUCGCCAGGGCAGGGUGUCGUCUGGUACUGUCAGCCCGCAGAAAAGAUGAACUCGAUAGGGUCAAGGGAAACUGUCUUAAAAUAGGGUGUAACCUUCAAGACAACGACAUCCUAGUUCUGGUCUUGGAUAGCAUGGACUGUGCUGCUCACCAGGAUGCCGUCAACCAAGUUUUGAGUCACUUCAAACAGAUAGAUAUUUUGGUAAACAAUGCAGGGAAGUCCCAGAGGUCGCCCUGGAUUGAUGUGGAGCUGAUGGUGGACAGAGAACUGUUUGAGAUCAACGUCUUUGGACCAGUCUCUCUAACACAGCUGGUUCUGCCCUCCAUGAUUCAAAGGAAGAAAGGUCACAUUGUUGCCAUCAGCUCCAUAGCAGGAAAACUAGCAAUACCACAUUCAAGAUCCUACAAUGGAAGUAAAGCUGCUAUACAGGCAUACUAUGAAUGUUUGCGCUCUGAGAUGAAGGAAAACAACAUCAAUGUUACAGUUGUUUGUCCUGGUCCAGUGUUCUCUAAUCUCUUUAAAUUUGCAGCUACUGGUAAAUACCACCAGAUGCUGGGUAGAGAAAUGAGUAAAACAGAAAAGAGAAUGACCACUGAUAAAUGUGCCCAGUACAUUGUGUCAGCCACUGUGAAUCAGCUGUAUGAAGCCUGGGUCAGCCAGCAUCCCUGGCUGGUUUUGUUGUAUUUUCAACAGUAUUUUCCUGAUUUCACUCGAUGGUUACUGCUUAAAUUUGGAACAACUUACUUGAUGAAGAUGAGAGAGGGUAACUAAACAUGUACUCAGACUAGAUAGAAUCAAGUAAACAGAAAGCAGUUGAGCUAGUCAAGAUGAGGAAUGUUCUGUACAUUUUAAUCAGUCAAGGAGGUUCACAUGCAAAAUGCUUUCAAUCCUACCUUUUUAUUCAUAUAUAAAUGGCUUAUAAUUACAUAAUUCUAAUGUAAAAAAUACAGGAUUAUGUCUUAUACACAUAUAAAAGAUUAUGAGAUUUCUACCCAAAGCCCUACUCCAAAUAACACCACCCCAUUCCUAUGCACUGAUUCUUUAUGUAAAGUAAAAUCAGUUUGAAAAACCCAUGUAUCCAGUUAAUUUUUCCCUAACAUUUUGAAAAGGAAACAAGCACUUGCUAAAAGAUGUUUUGCUAAUGAAAUCUGUUCCUUUAAAUUUUCACUCCUGCUUAUAUCAUCAAUCAGUCAUCCCGCAAACAUAGGGUGUUGUCUGUUAGGACACCCCAGGUGGCUUUUUCAUAACUCUUUACCAUCAUAUUUGGUCUUCUGAGACUUUUAGUAAUCCUACAUUGGGCAGCCCAUUCCAUUCCUCUUUUAUAAAGAGGGAAACAUUUUGCAGCUCUAUCUAUGCUAAUAGAUCUCCUACACCCACAACAAGCAAAUAUUGUUACCCAUUGACCUAACUUUCUUAAGUCCUCAGCAAGCAUCUUUGACAUAUCAAUUUUUUCAUCAUAUUCAAGUGUUUGGCGGUCUACUGUGAGGCAAAAGGAAAUUACUAAGAUCUGUAAUUUUUGUCAUUUAUGAUAGAUAACUGUUUAAAAAAAAACAUUAAAAAAAAUGUAAGAAGUGUUGCCAAAAACAGUUAUAUUAUACAGA